This is a messenger RNA of Chilo suppressalis (striped riceborer), 2816 nucleotides long. The record is from the annotation of a GenBank genome assembly. Lineage: Eukaryota; Metazoa; Arthropoda; Insecta; Lepidoptera; Crambidae.
CCGGUCGAAGAACCAGUGACUGAGUGACCGUCUUCAACCCGUGCGACGUAAGUGCCGUGCCGUGGAGUGCCAGUGAUCGUAACCACCGCAGUGACGGAACCAGUGAUUCAUCUAAGUUAUAAAAUAUCGAGUGAGCGACAGGGUAUGCCCAUGCCUAAAAAUACGCCCGCGUUUCGCACCAAAUCCGGACGGGCGGCGUGCGUGCGUGCGUGCGGAAAUAGCAGCGCCUUGUAUAGUGCCCCGGAUUGCGUUACAAACGCAAGUUUCACAUGUGAAAAAUCUCACCGAAAAUCGUGUUAAUUUACUCCACCUGUCACACACAGCCUUGGUUUACAGAUAACACUAGAAACUUAUUACACUUACCUGUACACAAGUUAUAACAAUUGUUUGAAAUAAUAAUUUGGUACCUAUCUUCUCUUAAAUGAAGAAGUUCAUAUGGCUUGAUUUUGUUGUGUUAAAGUGUGUGUAAAAUUUCUGCAUCAAACAAAUGUGCGUGAAAUACAUAAGAAAUAAGCAUAAAAUCGUGUUGUUAGUGACAUAAAAAUAUUUAAGACAUAAAGGUUCAUUUUAACUAGUUAGGUACGGAUUUCGUCCGCCCAGGUAUUAUAAGUCUACUCUAGGUAUAGAGGGGUGGUUUCAAAAACACAAACAGUGAGUAGUGAACACAAGCAUGCACAUAAUGUUAUGUAGUAAGUGUAGUUUGCGUCUCAAAAACCACAAAACGAUUUCAACUAAAAAAUAGAAAAUCUAACAAAUAUAUGUAGCGCUAAAAUUUGUACAUACACGAUCAAACUUUCUAAUUGACAACACGGUAUUGAAUAUAGAACUCAUACUUUCAUCCGUAAAAUAAGUUUAUAACUUUUCUUACAAGUUAGCAACAGAAAAUUCAAAUAAAGUCAGUCCACAUACAGUUAUUCAAAUUUAUAAAAUAUAUUGUAGACUUUGUAGUUGACCGUACAGCGAGUCAACGUUGCUGGAUGCAGUUUGACAACGACAGCACCAUUAUUGCGUAGCAAUAACAAUUGUCAUAAUAUCGACCGUAGAUUAAUAAGGAAAGAGUAAAAUUAAAACCAAUAAAUAUACAUCUUGAAAAGCAUCUUUCUUUAUGUAAAACAAUCUGUCAAUUUACCUACUUAAAAAACUUAGAAAUUUUUUCGAUGACAAUAAAGCCCUUGAAAUUUCUCCCUUAUACGAACCCGUGCGUUCCAAUUCUAUUAAAAUAUACGCGAGCGCAAGAAAUCCGAGUCCUGGGCGUUCGGUCGGUCGCGGAAUCCAUUUUUACGCUUUCUUUGAACCGCUGCCAGAACUACGUAGGUGUGUUGGAUGGCACGAAAGCUAAGACCGCCGAAAAUAAAACGCGACUUCAUAAACAAUAUGCUGGUUUCCCGCGUUCCCGCCCACGCGAAUCUCGCGCUUUGGCAACUGGGAGAUAGGUUGCAGCGUAACUCGACACGAUCGAUCGAUACAUUAAUGAUUGACGAAUGAAAUAUUGGCGCUCGAAUCGUCAACAAACAUUGAUUGGAAUCUAUAAUCUUCUGAGACAUAACGGAUACAAACCUUAUAUUUACAGUUAAAUAAGCAAUUAACAAAAUGAAUAACAAACUACCAACAUGUCUGACGAGGAAGAAUAUUCUGGCUCCGAGGAGGAGGAAGUUGAAGAAGAAGUCCAGGAGACGGGUGAGGGAGAUCCAGAAUUUAUCAAGCGUCAAGACCAGAAGCGGUCGGACUUAGACGAGCAGCUGAAGGAAUACAUCAACGAAUGGCGCAAACAACGGGCCAAGGAGGAGGACGAGCUCAAACGCCUCAAAGAGAAGCAGGCUAAGCGCAAGGUAUCUCGCGCUGAGGAAGAGAAGCGCCUCGCCCAGAAGAAGAAGGAGGAGGAAGAGAGGAGAGUGCGCGAGGUUGAGGAGAAGAAACAGCGCGACAUCGAGGAGAAGAGACAACGGCUCGAGGAGGCCGAGAAGAAGCGCCAGGCCAUGCUCCAGGCUAUGAAGGACAACGCUCAAUUGGAACGAAACAAGACCAAGGAACAGUUGGAAGAAGAAAAGAAGAUCUCCCUCUCUAUCCGCAUCAAGCCCCUGAACAUUGACAAUCUCUCCGUCGACAAGCUCAGAAUAAAGGCCCAAGAACUGUGGGAAUGCAUCGUCAAACUCGAGACAGAGAAAUACGAUCUUGAGGAAAGGCAAAAGAGGCAGGACUACGACCCCAAAAUCCAAGUCGCAUCCAAAUAUGAGCGACGUGUGGACACACGGUCAUACGACGACAAGAAGAAAUUAUUCGAGGGUGACCUUGAGAAACUGAACAAGGACUUCAUCGAGAAGGUGUGGCAAGAGAGGGCCGACCAGUUCGGCGGCAGGCAAAAGGCGAGACUGCCCAAGUGGUUCGGUGAGCGGCCGGGCAAGAAGAAGGGCGAGCCGGAGUCGCCCGAAGGCGAGGAGGAACUCAAGGCUGAGCCCGAAGAGGAAGAGCCCGUAUAUGAACCCGAGCCAGAGGAAGAGGAAGAAGAAGUCGUAGAAGAGGAGGAGGAGGAAGAGGAAGAAGAGGAGGAGGAGGAGGAAGAGGAGGAGGAAUAAAUGUAAGGUAUCACUCAAACGGGGAAGCUAGACAGCCGACACGGACCAGAUGCGUCGGAGUAUCCCGUCUUGUAACCAAUCCAUUAACUUAUUAUAAAUUAUUUUUACUAUUUAUACUGUUGAAAAGCUCGUUACGGACACAUGGACUUUGCACUCGCAUACACUCGCGUCACGAACAACUGUGGCCACGCAAUAAACUAAUUUAUUUCAUAAGACUGUAGACUCAUUUUUCUUUACCCCCAC